AUGCCGCUGAGGUCGCGAAUUUUUGACCUGAAUGGCCUCAAGAUCAGCGACUUCCUCCAGGAAUCCGAGGAGUUCUGGGGGCACGAGAGGAACCUGGUGAAGCACAAGAUGCCCGAGCUCUGCCGGUACUUUUACCGGACCUUGGAGAUGAAAUGCCUGCAGAACAGCAAGGGUGAGGUGAAGUUGGAGCACCCCGAGCGGACCGAGCUGAGCAACCUGAGCAAAGUGGCCAACAGUGCAGUCAAGAGCCUGGAUGCCAAGCAUGGAGAGUUGAGCUCGGAAUGCAUUGCUCUCGAGAAUUGCCCCAAGCUCGCUAGCAAAGCGCCGGAGGUCCGGGUUACCCUGGAUGCUCUGAGGAAGUUUGUGGAGGAUCUUCGAAAGAUCCAGGUCCUGCUGGAUCGCAAGCUUCCCACGAUGGACGAGGCAGCCUGCAAGAACGAGAAGGCCGAGAUGGAGCAGUGGAACCGCAAUGCCAAUGAGCAUCUUGACAAUGUGAAGUUGUUGCUGAAGAAGGUUAGGGGCUGGCAGGCCUAG
Symbiodinium sp. CCMP2592 is the source of this 534-nucleotide messenger RNA. NCBI's taxonomy places the organism in Eukaryota, Dinophyceae, Suessiales, Symbiodiniaceae. The record is from the annotation of a GenBank genome assembly.